CAAACCCGAAACAGUAGGCGCCUUUAACCAAAAUUUUCCCACUUAACAAAAAAGCCGUGAAUUCAGCGGCCACUCCACUCACAGACUCACUGACACCGCCGCCGCAAAUUCUCUCCGUCGUCUGCUUUCACCGGUGGCGAUUCUCAGGUUUUCUCGUCGUCUUCUCAAAUUCCAGCUCCCGCGGAGCUCGCCGGAGAUGGCUGCUGCCACAGCCGCCGGAUCGGCCGUCGCCGCCUUCAAGUCCGCCGGAAUUUCCCUGAAGAAACUAGCCAAUUUCCGGGAUGUCUCGUCUCCGUUGAAGCUCCCUGUUUCCUUCAAAUUGCAGCUCCGAUCCGCUAGAUCCUUAUCGUCCGGGUUAAAGGCAGAAGCUUCAACAGUUGAAAAUAUUGGAAGUGAAGCAGCACAAACAGUGGAAUCUCCCGUUGUAGUUGUCACGGGAGCUUCCAGAGGCAUAGGCAAGGCAAUUGCUUUGGCUUUGGGGAAAUGCGGUUGCAAGGUUCUGGUUAAUUAUGCGAGAUCAUCCAAGGAGGCAGAAGAAGUUUGUAAGGAGAUUGAAGUAUCUGGCGGGCAGGCUCUUACUUUUGGUGGAGAUGUUUCAAAAGAAGCAGAUGUGGAGGCUAUGAUUAAAACUGCAAUCAAUGCAUGGGGAACAGUAGACGUUCUGAUCAAUAAUGCAGGUAUAACGAGGGACACAUUAUUGAUGAGAAUGAAGAAAUCUCAGUGGCAGGAGGUCAUUGAUCUAAAUCUCACUGGAGUUUUCCUAUGCACGCAGGCAGCUGCUAAAGUUAUGAUGAAGAAGAAAAAAGGAAGAAUUAUUAACAUCUCAUCCGUUGUUGGUCUUGUCGGAAAUGUUGGGCAAGCCAAUUAUAGCGCUGCUAAAGCAGGAGUAAUCGGAUUCACAAAGACAGUCGCCAAAGAGUACUCUGGCAGAAACAUCACUGUAAAUGCAGUUGCUCCCGGAUUCAUUGCCUCCGACAUGACUUCUAAGCUUGGAGUAGAUUUCGAGAAGAAGAUCCUAGAGGCCAUCCCAUUGGGACGCUACGGCCAACCCGAAGAAGUUGCUGGGCUGGUGGAGUUCUUGGCCCUUAACCCCGCGGCAGCUUACAUCACCGGACAGGUACUAUCCAUUGAUGGAGGAGUGGCCAUGUAAGAUUGUUGAACUAUGCUGCAUCUUCAUUCCAAUCACGUCGGUUUUAAAAAAGCUGAGUAAAUCGAAAUCCAUCGUGACGUGUUCCUCGUCAAAUUUCGAGCAAUACUCCGAAUAAUUUGAUCAUUUGGUGGAGUUUAGAGUCGUCAUGUUUGAUAUGUGAAAAAACAAGGUAUUGAAAUUGAAGUCGAAAUGACAUCGUGCAUAAUUCAUUGAGUAUUAUGCAACUCAAAUAAAUGAGAACUUGGGAAUCAUUAAGAAUGAA
Molecule: messenger RNA, 1412 nt
Organism: Salvia miltiorrhiza (redroot sage)
Lineage: Eukaryota; Viridiplantae; Streptophyta; Magnoliopsida; Lamiales; Lamiaceae
Product: 3-oxoacyl-[acyl-carrier-protein] reductase 4-like
Exons: 11
Coding region: 197-1150 (317 amino acids)
Biological process (GO): fatty acid biosynthetic process
Molecular function (GO): 3-oxoacyl-[acyl-carrier-protein] reductase (NADPH) activity; NAD binding
Source: RefSeq, a predicted model, not a curated record